Messenger RNA from Cyclocybe aegerita, 924 nucleotides. Lineage: Eukaryota; Fungi; Basidiomycota; Agaricomycetes; Agaricales; Hemipholiotaceae. The record is from the annotation of a GenBank genome assembly.
AUGACAUCCUCCGCAAGACCUCCUCUUGGAAAGUUCCUUGCGUCUGCAGACAAGAAGACUCGCGAUAAGGCCAUAAAAAACCUCUCUGUGUUCCUCUCUGACACCCAAAAUGUCCUUCCAAAAUCUGAUAUGGACAAGUUAUGGAAAGGGAUUUUCUAUUGCUUCUGGAUGUCCGACAAACCACUUGUCCAACAGGCUCUCGCAACAGAGCUGGCUGAAUUGAUUUUGACCAUCGCAUCUACGACUGCUUCCCUCGCCUUCCUACGUGGUUUCUGGAGAACAACUGUCCGGGAAUGGAACGGAAUUGACCGCCUAAGGAUCGACAAGUACUAUAUGCUAAUUCGUCGCUUCGUUAAUGCGACGUUUAGACUUCUCACCCGCGCAAAAUGGAACAACGGUUCAUGUCAGGAAUAUAAUCGCAUUUUGACCGAGGAGGGUGGGCCUCUUUGUCCUGAUGAUCCGCGAGUUCCCUCAAGCCUGGCAUCUCACAUAGCUGACAUUUACAUGGAAGAGCUCGAAAAAGCACUAGGAAGCACACCAGACGCGCUACCAGCCCCUCUGGGAAUCCUACUCGAUCCUUUCGUUGUUCUAGCUGCCCGAACACCCGCCAAGGUUACUUACAAUCGUCUUCAGUCGGCAUUAUUCGAGCCUUUGCUGGAUGCAUUGUCUUCUGAAAAUUCAGAAGAUGAACCUAAAGCAAAACGGAUUCGUCUAAGUGAUGGUCCAUCAUAUCCUCAUUUGCUUGCUGGGGCUUGUCUUGAGGAUCCUGAGCAAGAAGGACGGGUCGAAAGAAUAGCUCUGAAGAAACAUCUAUUAAGGAGGAUGUUCGAGAUGGCGAGUCAGCCGGAGACGAAAGAUUCAAACCGACGAAAGAUGUAUGCACUGUGGAAGGAGAGUUAUGAGGAAGAUCCAGGCGCUGAGUAA